Phycomyces blakesleeanus NRRL 1555(-) is the source of this 1098-nucleotide messenger RNA. RefSeq lists its product as hypothetical. Bases 1 to 1098 code for a protein of 365 amino acids. The record is from RefSeq and is a predicted model, not a curated record. The transcript has a single exon. NCBI's taxonomy places the organism in Eukaryota, Fungi, Mucoromycota, Mucoromycetes, Mucorales, Phycomycetaceae.
AUGAACAACCUGCCUAGGGAAGAAAGAAUGAAGCCAGAAAACAUUAUCCUUGUCGGUGUCAUGCCUGGUCCAAAGGAAGCGAAGAUCGACCAGAUGAACAACUUCUUGGAACCUCUGGUAGACGAGCUGGUAGAGUUAUACGGCGGCAUAACUAUGAAAACUCCAGAGUUCCCCAAUGGUACUAGUAUCUGCGCUGCUCUUAUGUGUGUUGCUUGCGACAUACCUGCUGCAAGAAAGACUGCUGGAUUUACAGGAUUUGCAAGUACAAACGCCUGUCACAUAUGCAAGCGUCAUUUCACUGUUGUUGCUGGAACAAGUAAGAUCAAUUAUUCUGGAUUCGAUCAUGAGAACUGGGUCUCCCGAACAAAAGAGGAAAAUGCAACCGAAGCUGAGAUGUGGUUCUGCGCAGAAUCUGAUGUAGAGAGAGCUGUUUUGGAGAAGCAGCAUGGCACCCAUUUUUCCGAGUUGCAUUGCCUACACUACUUUGAUCCCGUCCGAUGCAUGAUUGUUGAUCCCAUGCACAAUUUGUUUCUUGGGACAGCAAAGCGUAUGAUCAGUGUUUGGAAAGACCUGAGGUAUCUCCCAACUGCUGUUCUCGUCCGUAUGCAACGUCUUGCCGAUGGUAUUCUUGUUCCUCCUGGGUAUGCCGUUUUAUCAACAAAGAUCGAAUCUGGUUUCCCGUAUAUGAAGGCAGACAAGUGGCGAUCGUGGUGUCUGAUUUAUUUGUUGGUGAUACUAAAAGACGCUUUGCCUGAAGACGACUACAAAAACUGGACUCUCUUUGUAAAAGCAUGCCGAAAGUUGACCGGUCCUUCAGUCACAUAUUCAGAAAUUGACAGCGCACACCAGCUCCUUGGAGAAUUCGGAAAAGAGUGUGAGACUCUUUAUGGAGAGAGCAGCAUCACGCCAAAUAUGCACUUGCAUAUGCACUUGCGUGAGUCAAUGCUUAAUUUUGGUCCGGUAUACGCAUUCUGGCUGUAUAGCUUCGAGAGAUACAACGGCAAGUUGAAGAACAUCAAGACGAACCGUCGCAAUGGUCUUGAGGUCACCUUCAUGAGAGUCUUCCUGGAGAAAGCAUUCAUUGGUAGCUUUCUUUGA